UUUUUUCUCCACUGUGAGCCAAGUUCCGUCAGUUUCGUCGAAUAAAUCGGAGAAAUGGCUACUCGUCUGUUAAAAAUUAGUAGCGCGCUACGCACAUAUAGCAAUAAGACCAGCCUGGUUAAGGUACCAAAACAAUGGCGUUCUACCGCUGCUUCUCUGAGGGAAGCACUCAUCAAUCAACCAGCUACCAGAGUUACAACUUUGGACAGUGGAAUGAGAGUUGCCAGUGAAGAUAGUGGAGCUGCAACAGCUACUGUUGGUCUUUGGAUUGAUUCUGGUAGCCGAUAUGAGACAGAUGAGAACAAUGGUGUCGCUCAUUUCAUGGAACAUAUGGCUUUUAAGGGAACCACCAAACGUUCUCAAACCGAUUUGGAACUGGAAAUAGAGAACAUGGGAGCUCAUUUGAACGCUUAUACAAGUCGAGAACAAACAGUAUUUUAUGCGAAAUGCUUGUCGCAAGACGUGCCGAAAGCUAUUGAGAUUCUGAGUGAUAUUAUCCAAAAUUCUAAAUUAGGUGAAAAUGAGAUUGAAAGGGAACGCGGUGUUAUCUUGCGCGAGAUGCAGGAGGUCGAGACAAAUCUGCAAGAGGUUGUAUUUGAUCAUUUGCACGCCGCUGCCUAUCAAGGCACAACCUUAGGACGAACAAUACUGGGCCCUACUAAGAAUAUCAAAAGUAUUACUCGAGAUGAUCUUGUUCAAUACGUGAAGAAUCACUAUGGGCCACCUAGAUUCGUGCUGGCCGGUGCCGGUGGUGUACAUCACAACCAAUUAAUCGAACUUGCCGAAAAGCAUUUCGGUCAAAUGAAAGGACCGAGCUACGAUAAAAUUCCGGAUUAUGUCCUAUCUUGUCGUUACACCGGCUCUGAAAUAAGGUUCCGCGAUGAUACGAUUCCUCUCGCCCAUAUUGCGAUCGCUGUUGAAGGUGCUGGAUGGCCUGAUGCAGACAACAUUCCUCUUAUGGUCGCGAAUACCCUUAUGGGAGCGUGGGAUCGUAGUCAAGGCGGGGGUGUAAAUAACGCGAGCAGUCUAGCCAAAGCUUGCGCAGAGGAAGGCUUGUGUCACAGCUAUCAAAGUUUUAAUACAUGCUACAAGGAUACUGGUCUCUGGGGUGUAUACUUCGUUUGUGAUCCUUUGAAGUGCGAUGAUAUGGCGAGUCAAAUUCAGCACGAAUGGAUGAGGCUGUGCACAUCAGUUACUGAGAAGGACGUGGCACGCGCUAAGAAUAUUCUCAAAACUAACAUGUGUCUGCAAUUGGAUGGCACUACCGCAAUUUGCGAAGAUAUUGGCCGCCAGAUGUUAUGUUAUAAUCGCCGUAUCCCACUUCACGAACUCGAGAUGAGGAUAGAUAGUGUAACUGCCCAAACUAUUCAUGAUGUUGGUAUGAAGUAUAUUUUCGAUCACUGCCCAGUAAUCGCUGCAGUUGGACCCAUUGAAAAUUUGCUAGAUUAUAACGUCAUCCGUUCCGGCAUGUAUUGGCUCAGAGUAUAAUCAUCCUCAAGCACUAAUUAUCGAUCAGUUUUAGCACACCGAUUAGAAAUAAAAUAAAACUACAAUGUGCAUAUAUCUAAUAACGAUAUAAUUCAUGUUUUCUCCCAUAUGAGUUGUAGUUUUAUUUUGAAAUACAUUUACGAAGUGAAUGUUCGUCGAUGUAUACUACCUGGCAAAAUAAACAUACAUACGUCGAAAAUA
Molecule: messenger RNA, 1689 nt
Organism: Dinoponera quadriceps
Lineage: Eukaryota; Metazoa; Arthropoda; Insecta; Hymenoptera; Formicidae
Gene: UQCR-C1
Product: mitochondrial-processing peptidase subunit beta
Exons: 7
Coding region: 55-1488 (477 amino acids)
Cellular component (GO): mitochondrion
Molecular function (GO): metalloendopeptidase activity; metal ion binding
Source: RefSeq, a predicted model, not a curated record